AUGACCGAUGAUACCAUUGUCAACGAUAUUGAGAAAGGUCCUCAGUCUCCUACCGAUACCGAGCACACCCUUGGGGGUGAUGCUAUCAUUGAAAUCGGCGAGCAUGAGGGUGCCUCUACAGGCCGUUUUUCAUCGGACUCCAGCUACCGAUCAUCGACAAAUGGCGCGCAUGCACAGCCCCCUCAAAACGAGAAAAGUCGACCAACGUUUUUACGGCGAGUGACCGGCUCCUUCAAAUCCGAGCCAGAACCACCUGGAGUCACCGAAAUAAAAACGCGCCAGUUGGACAACACGCCCAAUGGAUAUCCCAGGCUAGCUGCUUUCCAGUCAUCAGAGACCAACUUCUCUCUCUAUCGUUCUUUCACCUACCUUCAUUCACGCGUCUUGCUCGACUUGCAGGACGAGAUCGCCAACCUAGAAAAGGAACUCGACGAAAUAGACUGGGAUGAUUUCGAUGAAGAACCCGAACGUCUCCGUUCACGUGAGAUCGAUGUCGCAAAAGCCGGUGACGAAGGCGAUGCGCGGAACCGAAGGGUAAUCCUCAAAGAGAUCAGAACAAAAUUGAUGGAGUAUGAUGAAGUCCUGAUCAAAGCUCGUACCCUAGAUAGUUUUCAGAAACCCAGUGACCGUAAUUAUCGCAGUGUACGACGCUUCCACCACAACCACAAGCCGCUUAUGGAUGCCGAGACGGAAUCUAUACGCAGUAAGGAAGACACCGUCUCGCUGCGCAACAGUGGGCGGGAAGGGGGUAGCUUUGAUGGCGGCCUAGAGAAGACUAUUUUCAAGAUUGAUGAGUGGAUCGGGGUCAUGCUUCAACUUCGAGCCAAAACGACAAACAAGUACAUCACCCUCUACAGCUCUACGCGUAUCGACAAGUUAGCCAACAUCCUCAUCACACUCAUCAUCUUUGCUCUCCUGGUUGUGCCAGUCGUCGCGAUGUACCUGCUCACAUCCACCAGUGUGCACAGCGGUAACGAUUCAGGAUCAUCGGAUUCUUCCGUCCUUUCUAUGGACUCUAAUACUAGGGAUACCCUCAAUGCUGUCGGCUUGCUGAUCGUCUUCACGCUGCUGUUUAGUGCGGCGAUGUCACUUUUGACGAAGGCUGCGAGACAUGAAUUGUUCGCUGCGUCUGCGGCGUAUUGCGCUAUUCUUGUGGUGUUCAUUGGGAAUUUUACGGGGCCGGGUAAUUAG
Molecule: messenger RNA, 1191 nt
Organism: Didymosphaeria variabile
Lineage: Eukaryota; Fungi; Ascomycota; Dothideomycetes; Pleosporales; Didymosphaeriaceae
Exons: 4
Coding region: 1-1191 (396 amino acids)
Source: RefSeq, a predicted model, not a curated record